GAUAGCUGCUCCAAGUGGGACAAACCGCUGCUAUCACGACUGCGUAUCUGAAUGUCUCAUCAGCUCGACUUCCCGCCGUCGAGUCCUAUCCAGUGGACACCUUUGCGCAUGUGAGUGCCUAGGAAGGACGACUUGUUAGAGUACAUUGACUCACUAGAUGCACCAGACGAUGAUGGCUCAUGUCGUUCUAUUCAUUCUCACCAGGGGCGUGUCCAAGAUAUCCAUGACGUUGAACAUACGCCGAAUCUUUGCAGCGGGAGCCAGCAAUACCCGAGCUUGUGAUAUCAUCCUGCUCACCGUAGUUAUGUGGGCCUGUCUCUCUCCGUUGGCCGCAUUGAUCAAGUGUGGCGUAAUCCACUUUUACGACUAUCGACCACCCGCCUGUCCUGGUGAUAUCGUACGUUUUAUCAGUAUCGUGGUGUGUGACGUUGCCGUUGAGCUCUGUUUGAUGACAACUUUCUGCCUUAUGGUCAAUAAAUUGCAGAUGAACAUGCACAAAAAGGCAAGAGUCAUGUUGGGAUUCAACACGCGUCUUUUAUUCUAUAUUGGAGCUGUUGAAACGCAAUCGGGUGCUAAACAGCGACUGGCAACCAUGUGGCAACAGGUGGCUCUGGGAGCUGAUCUUAUACUCGCUAUACUGCCAUUCGUCCAAAAUUGGCUCGAAGGCUUCAAAACAUUCGGUCUGGCUCUUGGGGACCAGAAUAAUGGGCUUGGAAGUCAUGAGCUCUCUACCCUUGACUUGAGCCGGCGCUAUAACUUGUCGUACGUGACCACGGGCAGAGCGGACAGCACCAAGAGUAGCUCUUCCAGUUCCUCUAAGGUCCCUAUGCUUCCGCAGCCUCCGGGCCGGAUCUGGGUGGAGGCCUCCUUCGCUGUACGGCAGCAACACGCCGAGCUGACCUUUCCAAGACGAUCUCCAGUAUGUACCGAGAUGUCGAUUACAAUGGCAAGACCUGGCCACUCAGGAGAAACAAGACAUUCGCUCGAAGCAACAUCAGCAGAUAAUCUUUGCACUGACUCUGGUCCCAAGCCCCGUAGAAUUAACGCCAGAAGCUCUCUCCGGCACAGCUUCUGGGGCGCGAUCGAUGCGGAACUUCGCCUAUCAGGAAUCCUUAUCGCUUGUAGAUAGAAACUCCAUCAUCUUCUAUACGUCCGCUCUAUUGUAUAUACAGCUCAAUAUCCGUACUAUAUUGAUGGCCAGAUCAGGCGCAUAGGCAUCCGGAAAUCGGUUGACUUCAACGCGAUGCCGUGUGGGACAACUUGGUAUUAGCGGAAAUGGGACAAGACUUACGACGAAGACUACCAGCGGUACAUCAAAAAUCUCAGCGGUCUCUUCUGCCGGGUUCAGGCUCUGUCGACUAUAAGGGGUUGUAGAUCCUUGAAGUAGACUCUAUUGCUGCACACCUCGAAUCUUUGCGACAAAAGCAUGAGCGAUCUAGUCGUAGAGUUUCAGAACGAAUAUACAGCCGGCGACAGCCGUCGCGGUCCGACCGGACCUGGAUUAUAGCAUGAAACCAUCAUCGCAAGCUGGAUGACUUUUUCUGAUGAAGCAUCAGCUUGUUACCCAAGCGA
Messenger RNA from Aureobasidium subglaciale EXF-2481, 1572 nucleotides. RefSeq lists its product as uncharacterized. The transcript has 3 exons. The record is from RefSeq and is a predicted model, not a curated record. Bases 158 to 1129 code for a protein of 323 amino acids. NCBI's taxonomy places the organism in Eukaryota, Fungi, Ascomycota, Dothideomycetes, Dothideales, Saccotheciaceae.